Molecule: messenger RNA, 2086 nt
Organism: Tribolium madens (black flour beetle)
Lineage: Eukaryota; Metazoa; Arthropoda; Insecta; Coleoptera; Tenebrionidae
Product: juvenile hormone esterase-like
Exons: 8
Coding region: 33-1697 (554 amino acids)
Source: RefSeq, a predicted model, not a curated record
GAAAUAAUCACAAUAAAUAAAAUCAUCGAAACAUGAGGUUUACACUUGUUAUACUACUUCAUUUAGUUUUAGUUUUUGCUAAUGAAGAUUUGAAUCCUAAAAUAUCGACACCACUCGGCGAAAUACAAGGUUCCAUUCUUGUCUCAAGAUUAAACAAAACAAUUUUUGCUUUUAGAGGCGUCCGUUAUGCGCAACCACCUAUCGGAGAUCUUCGUUUUAAGCCUCCACUACCUGUAGAAAAAUGGUCAGGUGUUUACAACGCCACCACUGAUGGUCCUGUCUGCCCUCAACCAACCGAAGAUCCUGUUUCUGAAGAUUGUCUUCUUCUAAAUGUGUAUACAACCAAACUCCCUGGUAAUGAAAAGAACUCAAAACGCCCCGUUAUUGUCUAUUUACACUCAGGUGGUUUUUACAGUGUGACUGGUCGCAGUGACURGGCUGGGCCUCAAUAUUUCAUGGACCASGAUAUUGUUUUAGUUACUUUUAAUUAUCGAUUAGGGUCUUUAGGUUUUAUUAGCACUGGUAAAGAUGCUCCCGGAAAUAACGGGUUAAAAGACCAAGUUCUAGCCUUAAAAUGGGUUAAAAAUUAUAUUGAAUAUUUUGGGGGUGACCCAAGUAUGGUGACUUUGUUUGGAUAUAGCGCUGGUUCCUGGAGUAUUACUCUUCACCUGGUAUCACCAAUGUCGCGUGGCCUUUUUCAUAAAGCCAUAAUUGGAAGUGGUUCAGUUUUGGGGCAAUGGAAGUUACCUCAAAAUCAACUAGAAUUAGCUAAAAAGCAAGCAAAACUAGUGGGAUGUCCUGUARUUAAUCCUACAGUUUUGAUUGAUUGUUUGAAAUCAAUUCCAGCUGAAGUGUUAGGAAAUUCUUUGAAUGGAUUUGAUGAAUUUUCGUACGAUCCUGUAAUUGUGUGGUAUCCUGUAAUUGAAGACGACUUCGGCCAGGAAAGGUUUUUGACCGAAGAUCCCAUUAAAAUAUUUGAAAGAGGUGAUUUUCAAAAAGUUCCAAUUGUAAUAGGCGUGACAAAAGACGAGUUUGCUAACAGGGCGUUUCCUAUUAUUCUCAACGAAACAUUAAGAAAUGAAUUUAAUAAUAACUUUGAAACCUAUGCUCCGAUUUGUUUUCUUUACGAACGUGAGACAAAAAAAUCUAAAGAAAUUAGUGCAGCUGUUAGAAAAUUUUAUUUGGGAGAUAAUUCUUUAAACAAUUCGUCUCUGCAAGGCCUUGCAGAUGCAUAUGCUGACUCGAUCAUAGGAUUUGCUGCAAACAGGGCUGCUAAACUGAUAUCGCAAAAUAAUUCUGAACCAGUUUAUUAUUACGAAUUUACAUACCAAGGCCGUUUCAGUCAUUUUUAUCUCCCUGACAGUAAUUUUACUAUUCCAUAUGGUGUGGUUCAUCAUGAUGAUUUGAUUUAUUUAUUCUAUAUCUCCGCAAUUUUUCCGUUUUUCGACGAUAGUUAUCCCGAGAGUGAAAUGGUAGAAAAACUGACUUUAAUGUGGUCAACUUUUGCCAAAACUGGUUAUCCUAUUCCUGAGUCGAGUACCAUUCUGGAGGGGAUAAAGUGGGAACCUUUUAAUAUUUCUAGCAAUAAAUAUCUAGAAAUUGGCAAGGAAAUUGUUCUUAAAGAAGGUUUAUAUAAAGAAAGGUACAAUUUUUGGAAUGAUUUAGUUCCUAUAAACAAAUUUCCUGUAUACGACUGAAGAAUGUGUGUUAUAAACACGUAAAACUUUUAUUAAUUAUAAAAUAGGUGGAAGUAAAAAAACACAACUAUUUUUCUCAAUAUGUUCAUUUUCAUAUGUAUUGCAUUUAUACUUCUUCACAUAACAUUAAAAUAUUAUAAAUAAUACCCACGUCAGUGGGAUAUAAUGACACAGAGGGUAAGGCAGGUGUAAUCACAUCUUAAAUUAUUCAAUAUCCAGUUCAUUGCACAGUCGUCAACAAUCUAUUUCUAACAUUAUGUCAACAUUAAUAUUACAAUUUGUAGCGGCAACAAUUCGUUGAAAAUUUGUUACUAACUUCCAUUACAAGAUAACAAAUAUACAACGAGUUUUACAAUGUUUAUGACAAAAUAAAUAAAUGGGUGUGAAAA